AUGAAAAUACAGUUGAUGUGGUCGAACACGGCGCCAUUAAUAGUGGUGAUGAUGAUGGUGAUGGUGAUGGUGGUCGUCACGGAAAACGUUACGUAUGAUGGAAGGUCAUUGAUAAUAGAUGGCCAAAAGAAAAUGUUAUUUUCUGGUUCUAUUCAUUAUCCAAGAAGCACUCCCGAUAUGUGGCCAUCUUUAAUAUCGAAAGCUAAACAAGGUGGAAUAGAUGUGAUUGAGACUUAUGUAUUUUGGAACCUUCAUGAACCCCAACCUGGACAGUAUGAUUUUAGUGGAAGACGUGACAUAGUAGCAUUUAUAAAGCAAAUUCAAGCACAAGGUCUCUAUGCUUGUCUUCGUAUUGGACCCUAUAUUGAGGCUGAAUGGACUUAUGGGGGCUUCCCAUUUUGGUUACAUGAUGUCCCUGGCAUUGUUUAUCGAUCUGAUAACGAACCGUUUAAGUUUUAUAUGCAAAACUUUACAACAAAGAUAGUGAACUUGAUGAAGUCAGAAGGGUUAUAUGCGUCACAAGGAGGUCCAAUUAUACUCUCACAGAUAGAGAACGAAUAUCAAAAUAAAGAGAAAUCAUUCGGAGAAAAAGGACCCCCUUAUGUUCUUUGGGCAGCAAAAAUGGCUGUGGAACUUGAGACUGGUGUACCUUGGAUCAUGUGUAAACAAGAUGAUGCUCCUGAUCCUAUUAUUAACACAUGCAAUGGAAGGACUUGUGGAGAAACAUUUAAAGGGCCUAAUUCACCAAAUAAGCCUUCAAUUUGGACAGAAAAUUGGACUAGCUUCUAUCAAGUGUAUGGGGAAAAUGCAAAAUACAGAUCAGCAGAAGAAAUGGCCUAUCAGGUUGCUCUAUUUAUUGCUAGGAAGAAUGGGACCUACAUAAACUAUUACAUGUAUCACGGAGGCACAAAUUUUGGUAGAAGUGCUGCAGAAUUUAUGAUUACAAGUUAUUAUGAUCAGGCCCCACUUGACGAGUAUGGUCUAAUCAGUCAACCAAAAUGGGGUCAUUUUAAGGAAUUACAUGCAGCAGUAAAGCUAUGCUCUGAGAACAUACUUUCUACUUUUCCCACAAUGCAUUCUUUAGGUCCACUACAGGAGGCUUAUGUAUACGGUGGAGAUUCAGAAACUAAAUGCUCAGCAUUACUGGUGAACACAGAUCGUAGUUACAGAAAUAUAACAGUACAAUUCCGGAAUUUGACAUAUCAAUUACCUCCAAAAUCUAUAAGCAUAUUGCCUGACUGCAUAACUGUUGUCUUCAAUACAGCUAAGGUGAGUACACAAUUCAAUACGAGAACUCCGACUACAGUAUUCAAGUUUGAUAGAGCUGAGAAAUGGGAACAAUUCCAUGAGAUAAUUCCGCGAUUUGAUGCAACAACAGUUAGAUCACAAACAUUGUUGGAGCAAACAAAUACUACAAAAGAUGUCUCUGAUUAUCUUUGGUACACUGCUAGUUUGGAGCAGGAAUCAGAGGAGCAGCAAGUUAAACUAAGUGUGAAGUCAUUAGGACAUGUUUUACAUGCUUUUGUCAAUGGACAUCUUGUGGGUUAUGGUCAUGGACAAUUUAGAAAAACAUCAUUUUUAGUAGAAAGCACGAUUUCUCUAAAUAAAGGGAAAAACGAAAUCUCAUUUCUUAGUGCAACAGUUGGUUUACCGAAUUCAGGGGCAUUUCUUGAGCGUAGGUCUCUAGGUGUACAUUCAGUUAUGCUUCAAAACGACAAUCGAGGCCUCAAAAACUUCACUGAUUUUUCAUGGGGUUAUCAGGUUGGAUUGUUGGGGGAAAAGUUACAAAUUUACUCAUCAGAACGUACAAAGAGUGCUAAUUGGAGCAGAUUAGACUCUUCUAAACAACAACUUACAUGGUACAAGUCCAUUUUCGAUGCACCAAAAGGCGAUGAUCCUGUUACCCUAAAUCUUGGAUCCAUGGGGAAAGGUGAAGCUUGGGUUAAUGGCCAAAGUAUUGGAAGAUUUUGGCUCUCCUUUCACACACCUCAAGGCGUUCCUUCACAAACUUGGUACAAUGUUCCAAGAUCAUUUCUCAAACCUAAAGACAAUGUAUUGGUGUUAUUUGAGGAGGAAAUAGGCAAUCCUCUUGGCAUCACCAUUGACACAAUUUCAAUCACCAAAGUAUGCGCGCAUGUCACAAAUUCGAAUCCACCACUAGUAAACUCUUGGAGGAAACAUGGUAGAAGACCUAAAGUGCAACUUGGUUGUCCUCCAAGAAUAAAAAUUUCCAAGAUUUUGUUUGCAAGCUUUGGAAAUCCAAUUGGUGAUUGUGAUGAUUAUGAUAUUGGACUAUGUCACUCCUCUAACUCUAAAGCCAUUGUGGAAAAGGCUUGUUUAGGGAAGAGCAAAUGUACCAUUGCUCAUUCAAGUAAGAAGUUUGGUGGUGAUCCAUGUCCUGGAAUUUCUAAGUCUUUGUUGGUUGAUGUUCAAUGUAAAUGAAACCAUCAUGAUAUAUAUGCUUUGUUCAUUAACAAUGGAAUAUUUAAAAAAAUU
Solanum stenotomum is the source of this 2496-nucleotide messenger RNA. Its product is annotated as beta-galactosidase 16-like. Gene Ontology annotation, cellular component: vacuole; cell wall. Gene Ontology annotation, molecular function: carbohydrate binding; beta-galactosidase activity. The record is from RefSeq and is a predicted model, not a curated record. NCBI's taxonomy places the organism in Eukaryota, Viridiplantae, Streptophyta, Magnoliopsida, Solanales, Solanaceae. The coding region runs from base 1 to 2442 and encodes 813 amino acids. The transcript is spliced from 19 exons. Gene Ontology annotation, biological process: carbohydrate metabolic process.